This is a messenger RNA of Gadus morhua (Atlantic cod), 3205 nucleotides long. RefSeq names its product ADP-dependent glucokinase (gene adpgk). The record is from RefSeq and is a predicted model, not a curated record. Gene Ontology annotation, cellular component: endoplasmic reticulum. Gene Ontology annotation, molecular function: ADP-specific glucokinase activity. Gene Ontology annotation, biological process: glucose metabolic process. The transcript has 8 exons. The coding region runs from base 318 to 1790 and encodes 490 amino acids. NCBI's taxonomy places the organism in Eukaryota, Metazoa, Chordata, Actinopteri, Gadiformes, Gadidae.
ACCUGGCGCAUGCGCUCUAAGCAGUGGGCGGAAGUCGGCGAACGGCUCGACUUGUCCCCUACUCCCUGCUGCUCCGGAUCUGCUCCUCUGUUCCUCCUUCACUAUUCCUGCACGGAGCUGUUCUGAACCUCCAGCCAGCGGUGCUCCAGAGACACAGCGGUGCUCUUACUGCAGAACAUAUCCGGGAUAUAUGUCCGCCUUUUGAUUGACAGGAAGGACGCCUGGACACCAGUGCGUCUCCUAGUCCUCCUGCCUGGCCCCUGAUCAUAGGCCAGCACACUUUCAGGUUGUGUGUUAGAUAAUUGUGCCAGAGCAUCAUGUGGGGUAAAGCCUUGCUGGUGGCCCUGCUGGCGCUGGGGGUGGGCGUCCUCUACCAGACGCAGCCUGACCUGCCCGCUCAGGUCCUACGCUACAUAACGGAGGGAGGCGCCCGCGGGCCGAGCGCAGAGCAGGCCAUCUCCUCCGCCUGGGAGACGCUGAUCACCCUGCCCUCCAGGCAGUGGCGGAAGGUGGCUGUAGGUGUGAACGCCUGCGUGGAUGUGGUGGUCUCCGGGGUGGGUCUCCUCCAGGCCUCGGCGCUGGACCCCGGGCCCGGCCUGGACCAUGAGGUGCUCCACACCUCGGAGGACCUGAAGGAGACCUUCAUCCACUACAUGGAGAGGGGGGCGGCGGCAGAGCGCUUCUUCAGCGACCAGGAGGCCUUCCAGAGGAUCGCCAGAGCCGCCGCAGAGUACCCCGGGGCUAAGCUGUAUGUAGGGGGAAACGCGGCCCUCAUUGGUCAGAAGCUCGCCAGCUACUCUGAUAUCACGGUAUUACUGUGUGGCCCGGUGGGCCCAAAGCUCCAUGAGAUGCUGGACGAGCAGAUUGUUGUCCCCCCAGAAUCACUGCAGGAGAGCGAUGAGUACCACCUCAUCUUGGAGUACCAAGAAGGCGAACAGUGGGCUUCCACCAGAGCUCCUCAGGCGAACCGCUUCAUCUUCUCCCACGACGUGUCCAACGGAGAGAUGAGUUCGCUGGAGACGUUUGUGGCCAGCCUGGACGACUUCCAGCCCGACCUGGUGGUGCUGUCUGGCCUCCACAUGAUGGAGGGCAUGGGUCGGAUGAUCUGGGAGGACAGGCUCAAAGAGGCAGUGGCGGCAAUAUCUGAGAUCCGCAAAGAUGUUCCUGUCCACCUUGAGCUGGCCAGCAUGACCGACAUGGACUACAUGAACAGCAUCAUGCAAGAGCAGGUGAUGCCCAUCGUCAGCUCCAUGGGGCUCAACGAGCAGGAGCUGCUGUUCCUGUCCCGGGCCGGGGAGGGGCCCCACGCGGAGCUGCCCUCCUGGAAGGGGGUGCCGGACGUGGGGCGCGUCAGCGACAUCCUCCUCUGGAUCCUGCAGGAGCACGGCCGCAGCGAGCCGUCCUCCGAGGCCGAGCUGACCCGCAUCCACUUCCACACGCUGGCCUACCACAUCCUGGUCACGGUGGACGGCUACUGGGGGAACCAGGCGGCGGCGGUGAUGGCGGGGGCGCGGGUGGCCAGCACCCAGGCCUGCGGCGUCCAGACGGUCGAAGUGGGCGCGGUGGAGCUCAAGGCGCCCGUGGAGUUCCACAGCUCGCACAGUGAACCCCGGGUCAGGUUGACCCUGGACCCGACGGACCCCGUCACGGUGUGGGGCCGCGGCAACGUGACCUUUCACCUCUCGCCGGUGCUGGUGUGCAAGCAGCCGCUGAGGACAGUGGGGCUGGGAGAUGCCAUCUCGGCCGAGGGGCUGGUGUACUCGGAGCUGAAGCCCCAGCAGAUGUUCUGAGGACCCAAACCCUCCCUGUCCUCUCCUAGUCUAGGCCACUCCCUUCUCCUCCUCCGUGGUUCCAUAUGCACAGUAAGCUGUCGGUUCUUCGGUUGUAGCCGUGGUUCAGGUUCUAUACAGACCUGUAUUGCCAAGGUUUUCAGUAAUUGGUGACCCUUUAGUUAGUAGAAUGUGUGGGUGACUUAAAAUCCUGCCUCUUAACACCUUCAGCCUUCCUUCCAUAAGCGUUCUCUCUUCCAUGCUCUUCAGUCCCCCUCCAAAACAGCGAGCAUGGAGCAGAACGUGUCUCAACUCCGUCUGAACAGGAUGGCAACAAGCUAUGCAGCGCCGGUGACGAUUUAAAGCCAUCUCCGAGGAGUCUGGUUGGCUCAAGUGGCAUGGCAUACCUUUUUAAACAUGCAGUCAGUGCCUUUAGAGGAAGGGUUUAGAGUUUUGUCAACAGUGCGAAGAGCUAAACCUCUCACAAAUCAAAAGGGUGUUUUAUGAAACACUAAUCAACUGGAUAUUACAAUGCGUCACUCGUAAGGUUCAAGGAUACUUCCUUGUCUCAUGUCUAUACUUGUUUCAGUACACUUCAUUAAUAGAGAACAUUAUGGUCCCUUGUUCUGCCUAAGAUCCUCUGAUAAAAGAACUGGACCAUUAGGAAUCAGGACAUGUUUCCACUUUCACAUAUGCUUCAUUGAGGUUGUUUUAGACCGUUAUAGUUUGGUCACAUGCCAUUAUACUAAAAUGUUGCUUGCUCUAUAAAGAUGUUAAUUAGCCAGUAAAUCAAAGAAUCAAAAUAUAUUUGUUCUAAAGUAAGAGACUCGCUCUGUGUGGAUUCAUUAUGAUUAAAAGGUUGUUUCUAAGGGGAGAGGGGCAGCACGGCCUAGAGUAAAUCUGAUGCCAGCAAAGCAAACUAAAGGUUCAACGUUUUAACUGUUGCACAUCCUACUUCACCUGUAUUUGGCUUUUCAUAAAGCCCUGACAAGUAAAACGUAUGGAUAAUACAGUGGCAUGUAGUGAUGGCAGCAGUCUUGGAAUUUAUGCAAGAAAUGGCUAUGAAUAUGUAAUUAGCUUUUUCUGGAUCUAUUUGACGUAAGUCAGAUACUUCCUACGUCAAAGGUUUCUCAUUAACAGAAUGUAUUUGUAUACCUCAAAUGGCCAACGAUGGCAUGCAAUAAGAGUCUUAAUGCCGUGGGGAGAGGAGCCUUGUAUCCUGCAGAGUGGGUCUCUUGAAGGAGAACCUCUGCUCCGUAUGGGGACGCGGCUCAUCGGUACUGAGCCAUCACUGACAACAGCCCUGUCUUAGCAAGUACAGUCUAUUUUAAGUUUACAGUCUGUUUAUCUUGUGUCUUAACUUGUAUGGACUUUCAGGGCAAGUUGCCUUGUGAUUUGUGAUGAAAAUAAUGUAAAUAAUAAAACCGAUGUCUUUA